AUGGCUCGAGCCGCAAGCAGGACGCUCCUGGCGCUGUUUGUUACAUUUUGCGCUUCAAGGUGCGGAUGGACAGCAGAGAAGCCUUUGCGGUCCCCAAAUGGGAAACAGACAGCUGUGGACAAGGUCUUAAGGGAGAGCUGGCAGCCUUCUAUCCAUCUGGAUGGAAGACCUGUGGAUCGUUUCGUUAUGAGCUCCAGCAAACCCAGCCGUUCCCACCGCUUCGCCAAAGUGAGCAAGGACACUCGCUCACAUCCACCAGAGGAUGUCGGCCCAGAAUUGAUUAACUUGGAUGGCUUUGCUGUGUUGGUCAAUCCUCCCGUCAACUCAUCAGCAGGCUUGGUCAAGUCCUCUCAAACUGCUGCCAGAAAUCACGCAACUGCAAGCCGACCAACCAGGGUGAACAGAACGGCUCGUCCUGCGGGCGUGACGUCUACCUGGAUGCACAGGAGAGCACCUCAGUCCUCCUCAGGUCAUGGGCAGCCCGUGAGAGCCGUGGAAGGAGCCUCACCGCUGGAAAGAAGACACCAACGCCAAACCAAACCUCAGGCAGACCAGCGAAACAGACAAGCACCCAAACUUGCAUCUGAGUCCGUUCAUGUGGUGUCACUGCAGGCACAGAAGGCCCAGGGACAAAGUGCACCCGCCAACAGGGACAUAACAGCAAAAACUGCACCACCAGAGCCACCUGAAUAUGAAGCCCGGGACAUCAGUGUCAGGGUCAUGUCUCCAAAGUCUGUCCUUAUCUCCUGGGUUGACCCUGCUGUUGAAAUGGGAAAAGUUGCCCCGGGAGCAUCAAGGUCAUACACAGUUAGGUUCAGGGAGAAAGGUGAGUCAGCGCGCUGGGAGUACAAGGAAAGUACCCAGAGGAGAAUGAUGAUCGACACCCUCUCUGCUGACGGCAUGUUCGAGUUCUCCGUCAGAAUCUCUCAGGGAGAAAAACACAGCAAGUGGAGUGUCUCAGUAUUUCAGAGGACUCCUGAGUCUGCUCCAUCUGGACCACCUGAAGAUUUUGAAGUCAAGCCACUACGAGGAAAAGGAACUGCUGUCAUUGCAACAUGGGAUCCUCCAGAAGAACCUAAUGGCAGGAUAAGAGAAUAUAUUCUGUCUUAUGCCCCUGCUAUGAAACCAUUUGGCAUGAAAAGUGUCACGUACCGUGGCAGCACCACUACAGCCACCAUAGAUGGUCUGACCCCAGGAGAACGUUACAUUUUCAAGAUAAGAGCCACCAACAGAAGGGGAAUGGGACCACAAAGCAAGGUCUUCAGUGUUGCCAUGCCAGAGUCCAGGAGUACCGUCCCAUCUUUCUCGAAAAACAAAGACAGCCAGAGGACAAGCCACUCAUCUUCUAAACAGGAUGUGGUUGAUAAAAAACCCAAUUCACCAUCAAAACAGGAACCAGAGGAACCAGCCUCAACCCCUAAACCACCCACCAAGCAUGUACGCCCACUUUCCCAGACACGUUCCUAUCACAGCAUUUUUUCCUCUAUCAGAAACUCAGUCAGGAAUGGUGUGAACAGAGGUUCAUCUAAAGAAAAAGCUAAAGAAGAUGAGGAACAAGAAGAAGAUAAAGUAUCCACAACCCCACCUCCUGCAGACGAGACAACUACUGAACCUAGGCCAGAGAGAGAAGAGCUGGACAACAAUGUCUCCCUUAUGUCUGAGGAUGAAAUUGAAUAUAUUAAAGAGCCCACAACAACUGAAACCCCAAGCCAUAAAGUUUUGACACCCUCUCCAACCAAACCUGUGCAUAAAAAUCCUUAUAAACCGAACAGAAGGCCAUUUAAGAUCAGGGUCCAUGAAAAAGCCGGAUCAAAGGCUACUUCUUCCUCCUCUUCCAAAAGUCCAUCCUCAUCUUCAUCCUCAUCUUCUUCCUCUUUAUCCUCAUCUUCUUCUUCUUCAUCCUCAUCUUCUUCCUCCGCAACCUCAUCAUCCUUUUCUUCUCACGUACAAGAGUCAGCAGCAAGUAGAAAGGACCAUGUAAUCUCCACAUAUCCAGAGACACAAAGUAUGUACAAUAAAUUCAAUGUAACACAAGCGAAACCUUCUACUACAAGUCAAAAAGAAACCAACUCACAGCAGACAGACACUACACUGAGGGGCAAUGUCUCCUCCUCAGCAGAGCAUACCAGUGGUUCUGCUUCUGUUUUUUCUUCAAGAUAUGGUUCUGGUAGAAGAAAACCUGGAAUUUUGUUCAGAGGGAACACAACCCGGUUGCUAAAUGGCUACAAACCUGCUGUCACCACUCAGCUGAAAAUCACUAGCAGAACCCAAAGCCAGGUUUCCUUAAACCAACCAACAGUCAAUUCUCAGUCCACCUUACCAGAAAUAACUCAAAGUCAUGAAACAUCAUCACCUUUCAUUCCACAAACAUCCACGUCCCAUUCAAGAAACACUUUGAACAGUCAUUCAACAACAAAUGUAAAUGAUUCUAACAAAUCACAGUUCGCAUCAAAUUCAAGGUCUCGUGAUCCAAAAACUUUGAAAGACACUAAUUUACCCACUUCACAGAGAAUAGCAAUUCACCAUUCAACUGGAGACAAAGAAAGUUCUACUCAGUCAAGUUCACGAGGAGCAUCUCACAGCUCUGCAACCUCACAUAAUAUACACAAUUCACUGGGUUCACACUCAUCACCUGAUCUUACUGCAUCGUUCAAGGAGAGAAAUGAUGAGAUUAAUUAUGAACACGGAGAAGAUAAAAAACUCAAAGCUGAAGAGCCAACUCCAAGUUCAAGAGUACAACGCACAGAUCAAAAUAAAGAGGAAGAAAGAAAAGAUGAAAACAUGAAUAAAAAGCCCACACUGUCUCGUACCAGAAUAAGUUCUUCAUUCGCUGAAAGAUUUCCUUGGCUUGCCAGCCGUUACCCAGACAAAUUUGUCUCAGGUACAAGGACAUCAUCUCUCAGGCAAAAUGGAGGGACAUCUUCAACCAGGGUGUCAUCGUCUGUUGGGGCUGGCAGACCACUUUCAGGAGGGACAACUACUAGAGUCUCAGGAGCGGCAGGUGUUACAGAAGAAUCCUUAAAACAGGAAACCACUAAAGAUCUGAGGACUCCAUUCAAACACGACUUAUUAAAGAACCACGUUGGAGGGAAUUCAGUUAAGCCAUCUUUGAACAAUCAAAAUACAAGAUCUAGUGACACUAAAAGUCAAACUACCUCAUUUCCCCCAACAACCUCCAAAUUUUCAAAUUCUGACUCCAACCCACUUGAAAAAACAAUCAGACCCAAAGAUUACAGUGAUCCUAUUCCCAAAGAGAUCUCAAACAAUGACGAUCACAAGGACAACAUAAACGCCAAGAGUAAAGAGAACGAGAAGAACGCUCCAGACCACAAAGCAGCUCAAACAAAUCCUAUAUCUACUUCAGCUGUCCUCAGGAAUGGGGAAAAUUAUGAAAGUGUGAGUACAAGAGAAACUUCAUCCAGGAAACGACCAGGUACUUCAACUGGAGCCAGUCCAAGCCACCGUCGUCUCGGUGUAGGAAUGAAUGGAAGAGUGCGCUCUUCUCUUCUAGCUAACACACAGUUUGGCGGGUCGAGGCUUCCCAUCAGGCCACAGCAGGUGCAGAAUUCUAGACUGGGUGGUUCAACGUCUGAAUCUUCAUCUUCAUCUUCAUCUUCCUUGGAUUCCUCUGCCUCCUUAAACUUUCCCAAGCCUGUCCUGAACUCAGCUCACAAAGCUAGAAGCGACACCGCAAAUACAAAAAUGUGGGGUGGAAACUCUCCCUCCACUUCAUCUUCAUCUGGUUUGAGACAUCAAGGGGCUAGGCCUCACUAUCCUGUCAUCAGAGGGAAACCAAACAAUGGAGGAGGAUUCAGACCUGCCAAUGGAAAUGGUAAAAACGAACAACCCAAUCUGACAGCAAAAAAUGAAAAAGAGACUCCUUUGUCUCGUGGAGCUAGCAAGGCGACUGGACAGAAGUUUUUCACUGGGCCUGAUGGAACCAAAUGGGUCGGUCAUUGCCAAGCUAGAAAUGUUAUGAGCUGGAAAACUCCUUAUGUGAACUACAUCCAGAAAGAUCCAGGCGCGCCCUGCUCCCUAACCGAGGCUCUGGACUACCUUCAAGUUGACAUCCUGGAAGACGUGAUAAAGAAGGACAACAUGGCAGUCAAUCAGAAACAAUCUCCAAAACACAAGCCUCAGAACCUCACAGUGGUGGCCAUGGAAGGCUGCCACUCUUUUAUCAUCCUGGAUUGGGCCCGACCCCUGAAAGGUGACAUGGUGUCAGGCUACAUGGUUCACAGCGCUUCAUAUGACGACGUCCUCAACAAUAGAUGGGCUGCCAGAGCCUCUGAUGGGACACAUUUAGCUGUGGAGAACCUAAAGCCCAACUCCAGGUACUACUUCAAAGUGCAGGCCAAGAAUGUGUUCGGUUUGGGACCAUUCAGUGAAACACUCACCUAUGAAACUGAGUCAGAUGAUCCAUUUUUGAUUGAAAGACCACCUGGUGGAGAACCAAUCUGGAUCCCUUUUACCUUCAAGUUCAACCCGGUCCACAGCAGCUGCAACGGCAGUCAGUACGUCAAGCGAACGUGGUACAGGAAGUUUGUCGGCGUGGUUCUGUGUAAUUCUCUACGAUAUAAGAUCUUCAUGGGAGACGGCCUAAGAGAACCUUUUUACAGUAUAGGAGACACGCUUGGACAGGGAGGAGACCAUUGCCAGUUUGUGGACUCCUACAUGGAUGGAAGAACAGGCCCAGUUGACUUCUCAUAUAAUAUCCCCUCAGCACAAGGAUAUUAUCGGGCCUACAGACAGGAGCCGGUUACAUUUGGAGUUAUUGGCCGACGUACAGCCCAUCAUUUUGUAGGCUGGUAUGAAUGUGGUGUACCCAUCCCUGGAAAAUGGUAA
Molecule: messenger RNA, 4845 nt
Organism: Nematolebias whitei (Rio pearlfish)
Lineage: Eukaryota; Metazoa; Chordata; Actinopteri; Cyprinodontiformes; Rivulidae
Gene: fndc1
Product: fibronectin type III domain containing 1
Exons: 19
Coding region: 1-4845 (1614 amino acids)
Molecular function (GO): protein binding
Source: RefSeq, a predicted model, not a curated record